Talpa occidentalis (Iberian mole) is the source of this 7183-nucleotide messenger RNA. It is a transcript of the gene INTS1, whose product is annotated as integrator complex subunit 1. The transcript has 48 exons. Gene Ontology annotation, cellular component: integrator complex. Bases 176 to 6757 code for a protein of 2193 amino acids. Gene Ontology annotation, biological process: U2 snRNA 3'-end processing. The record is from RefSeq and is a predicted model, not a curated record. NCBI's taxonomy places the organism in Eukaryota, Metazoa, Chordata, Mammalia, Eulipotyphla, Talpidae.
CCCUGGAUUCCUAGACCACCCCCUCUCCCCUCCCCGCCCCCAGACAUUCAGAUCUCCCGACUCCAGCCUCCAGAACUCCAGAUCCCUAGGCCUCCAGGCUCCCAGUUCACCCUGGCCUUCAGAUGUUGAAUCCAAGGUGACACAUCAGCGAGAAGCAGUGCGCGGAAGGCACAGGAUGAAUCGGGCCAAGCCCACCACUGUCCGCAGGCCCAGUGCUGCGGCUAAGCCUUCAGGACACCCUCCACCAGGAGACUUCAUUGCUCUGGGCUCAAAGGGUCAAGCCAAUGAAUCAAAGACAGCCUCCACCCUGCUGAAGCCUGCCCCUUCUGGGCUGCCUUCAGAGCGCAAGCGGGAUGCUGCAGCUGCUUUGGCUGGUGCCUCGGCCCUGACAGGCCUCACCAAACGCCCCAAGCUCUCCUCCACCCCUCCUCUGAGUGCCCUGGGACGCCUGGCUGAGGCUGCAGUGGCAGAAAAACGAGCUAUCUCCCCCUCAAUUAAGGAGCCGUCUGUGGUCCCAAUUGAAGUCCCGCCCACAGUGCUGCUGGAUGAGAUCGAAGCUGCGGAGUUAGAAGGCAAUGACGACAGGAUCGAGGGAGUGCUGUGUGGGGCUGUGAAGCAGCUGAAGGUCACCCGAGCCAAGCCCGACAGCACCCUGUACCUAAGUCUCAUGUACCUGGCCAAAAUCAAACCCAACAUUUUUGCCACAGAGGGUGUCAUCGAGGCUCUCUGUAGCCUCCUUCGGCGCGACGCCUCCAUCAAUUUCAAGGCCAAGGGGAACAGUCUGGUAUCUGUGCUGGCCUGUAAUCUCCUUAUGGCUGCAUAUGAGGAGGAUGAGAACUGGCCUGAGAUUUUUGUCAAGGUGUACAUCGAAGACUCCCUGGGGGAGCGGAUCUGGGUGGACAGCCCGCACUGCAAGACGUUCGUCGACAAUAUCCAGACAGCAUUCAACACCAAGAUGCCCCCCAAGAGCAUGCUCCUUCAGGGGGAGGUGGGGCGCAGUGGAGGAGAACUGAGUGCAGGGAACAGCCCUCACCCCUCCCUCACUGAGGAGGAAGACAGCCAGACGGAGCUGCUGAUCGCCGAGGAGAAGCUCAGUCCUGAGCAGGAGGGCCAGCUCAUGCCCAGGUAUGAUGAGCUCACGGAGAGUGUGGAGGAGUAUGUUCUGGACAUGCUCCGGGACCAGCUCAACCGGCGCCAGCCCAUUGACAAUGUCUCACGGAACCUCCUGCGGCUCCUCACUUCCACCUGCGGGUAUAAGGAAGUGCGGCUCAUGACGGUGCAGAAGCUGGAGAUGUGGCUGCAGAACCCCAAGCUCACCAGGCCAGCCCAGGACUUGCUGAUGUCUGUCUGCAUGAACUGCAAUACCCAUGGCUCCGAGGACAUGGAUGUUAUUUCCCACCUGAUCAAAAUCCGUCUCAAGCCCAAAGUCCUCCUCAAUCACUACAUGCUCUGUGUCAGGGAGCUGCUGAAUGCACACAAGGACAACCUGGGCACCACCAUCAAGUUUGUGAUUUUCAAUGAACUUUCCAAUGCCCGGAACCCAAACAACAUGCAGAUCCUCUAUACUGUGUUGCAGCACAGCUCGGAGUUGGCACCAAAGUUCCUGGCCAUGGUGUUCCAGGACCUGCUGACCAACAAGGACGACUACCUCCGCGCUUCCCGGGCCCUGCUCCGGGAGAUCAUCAAACAGACCAAGCAUGAGAUCAAUUUCCAGGCCUUCUGCCUUGGACUCAUGCAAGAGCGCAAGGAGCCCCAGUACCUGGAAAUGGAGUUCAAGGAGCGGUUUGUGGUGCAUAUCACAGAUAUUCUGGCUGUAUCCAUGAUGCUGGGCAUCACAGCCCAGGUGAAGGAGGCCGGCAUUGCCUGGGACAAAGGAGAGAAAAAAAACCUUGAGGUGCUGCGCUCCUUCCAGAACCAGAUUGCGGCGAUCCAGCGGGAUGCUGUCUGGUGGCUCCACACUGUCGUCCCCUCUAUCAGCAAACUUGCCCCUAAGGAUUACGUGCACUGCCUCCACAAGGUGCUUUUUACAGAACAGCCCGAGACCUACUACAAGUGGGACAACUGGCCACCUGAGAGUGACCGCAACUUCUUUCUCCGCCUCUGUUCGGAGGUGCCCAUCCUGGAAGACACGCUUAUGCGAAUCCUGGUCAUUGGGCUGUCCCGGGAGCUCCCACUCGGCCCCGCUGAUGCCAUGGAGCUGGCUGACCACCUAGUGAAGCGAGCUGCGGCUGUGCAGGCGGAUGAUGUAGAAGUUCUGAAGGUGGAGAGGAUCCAGUUGAUUGAUGCUGUGCUGAACCUGUGCACCUACCACCAUCCGGAGAACAUUCAGCUCCCCCCAGGGUAUCAGCCUCCAAAUCUUGCUAUCUCCACCCUCUACUGGAAGGCUUGGCCCCUGCUGCUGGUUGUUGCUGCCUUCAACCCGGAGAACAUUGGCCUAGCUGCUUGGGAGGAGUACCCCACACUGAAGAUGCUUAUGGAGAUGGUGAUGACAAAUAAUUACUCCUAUCCACCUUGCACCCUGACUGAUGAGGAGACCCGGACAGAAAUGAUUAAUCGGGAACUGCAGAUCUCUCAGCGUGAGAAGCAGGAGAUUCUGGCCUUUGAGGGACAUUUGGCAGCUGCUUCCACCAAGCAAACCAUCACUGAGAGCAGUAGCCUCCUUCUGUCUCAGCUCACCAGUCUGGAUCCCCAAGGCCCCCCUCGGCGGCCACCCCCCCACAUCCUGGACCAAGUGAAAGGCCUCAAUCAGUCCCUCCGCCUUGGGCACCUGCUGUGCCGGAGCCGAAACCCAGACUUCCUCCUCAACAUCAUCCAGAGGCAGGCCUCCUCGCAAUCCAUGCCCUGGCUGGCCGACCUGGUCCAGUCCAGCGAGGGCUCCCUGGAUGUGCUGCCUGUACAGUGUCUGUGUGAGUUCCUGCUACAUGACGCUGCGGAUGACUCCACUUCAGGAGAAGAGGAGGAGGAGGGUGAAAGCAAAGAGCGGAAGGCCAAGAAGCGGCAGAGGCAGCAGAAGCAGCGACAGCUGCUGGGCCGCCUGCAAGACCUGUUGCUGGGCCCGAAGGCUGACAAGCAGACCACGUGCGAGGUGCUGGACUACUUCCUACGGCGCCUUGGCUCUUCCCAGGUGGCCUCCCGCGUGCUGGCCAUGAAGGGCUUGUCCCUUGUGCUCUCAGAGGGCAGCCUUCGGGAUGGAGAAGAGAAGGAGCCCCAGAUGGAGGAGGAUUCCAGGGACUCGGAGACGCUGCAGGGCUACCAGUGGUUGCUGAGAGACCUGCCCAGGCUGCCUCUGUUCGAUAGCGUCAGGACCACCACCGCCUUGGCACUGCAGCAGGCCAUCCACAUGGAGACUGAUCCACAGACCAUCAGUGCCUACCUGGUCUACCUGUCCCAGCACACGCCUGUGGAGGAGCAGAGCCAGCACAGUGACCUGGCCCUGGAUGUGGCCCGGCUCAUUGUGGAACGCUCCACUAUCAUGUCCCACCUGUUCUCCAAGCGCUCCUGUAGUGCCGAGUCGGAUGCAGUGCUGGCCGCAUUAUUGUCUAUUUUCUCAUGCUAUGUGAGGCGCAUGCGCAAGAGCAAGGAGGGGGAGGAGGUCUACAGCUGGUCGGAGUCUCAGGAUCAGGUGUUCCUGCGCUGGACAAGUGGGGAGACAGCCACCAUGCACAUCCUGGUGGUCCAUGCCAUGGUCAUCCUCCUGACGUUGGGGCCACCACCUGGUGACAGUGAGUUCCAGGCUCUGUUGGACAUCUGGUUCCCAGAGAAGAAGCCUCUCCCCACAGCCUUCCUGGUGGACACAUCAGAGGAGGCGCUGCUGCUGCCCGACUGGCUGAAACUGCGUAUGAUCCGCUCCGAGGUCCCUCGCCUGGUGGACGCUGCCCUGCAGGACCUCGAGCCCCAGCAGCUGCUGCUUUUCGUGCAGUCCUUUGGUAUCCCUGUAUCCAGCAUGAGCAAACUCCUCCAGUACCUGGACCAGGCAGUGGCCCAUGAUCCCCAGACCCUGGAGCAGAAUAUCAUGGACAAGAAUUACAUGGCUCACUUGGUCGAGGUCCAGCAUGAGAGAGGGGCAUCUGGGGGCCAGACUUUUCAUUCCCUGCUCACAGCCUCCCUGCCACCUCGGCGAGACAGCACAGAGACACCAAAACCUAAAAGCAGCCCAGAACAGCCUGCGGGCCAGGGCAGGAUCCGGGCUGUGACUCAGGUGCGGGUGCUUGGCCCAGAGGACGACCUGGCCAGCAUGUUCCUGCAGGUCUUCCCUCUGAGCCCCGGCCCACGAUGGCAGAGCUCCAGUGCCCGCCCUGUUGCCCUUGCACUGCAGCAGGCACUGGGCCAGGAACUGGCCAAAGCCCGUCAGGGGAAUCCCGAGGUGCAGGGCGUUGCAGUGCGCCUCCUGCAGGCCAUUGCCUCCUUGCUGAACUCCACGCACGGUGGGGCCUUGGUGAUGGCCAUGCAGCGGAACCAUUUCCUUGCUUGCCCACUGAUGCGCCUGCUCUGCCAGUACCAGCGCUGUGUGCCCCAGGAUACCACCUUCUCCUCGCUCUUCCUCAAAGUACUCAUGCAGACCCUACAGUGGCUGGACGGCCCUGCAGUGGAGGGUGGGCCCCUGCAGGCCCAGCUCAAGCUCUUUGCCACCCAGUACUCAGCAAGACGCAGGAUCAGUGACGUGCGGAGUGGGUUUUUACACCUGGCGGAGGCCCUGACAUUCCGUGGGGACCCGGAGGCAGUCAGCUCUACCAUCCGGGCAGUCGUCACCACUCUCAAGUCUGGGGAGACGUGUGGUGUGGAACCAGAGCUCAUUGGCAAAGUCCUCCAGGGUCUGAUUGAGGUGAAGUCCCCUCACCUGGAGGAGCUGCUGACAGCACUCUUCACUACUACCUCUGCAUUCCCGGCCUCCAGGCCCAUCGUGGUGGUGAGCUCCCUGCUUCUGCAGGAGAAGGAACCCCCAGCCUCUGGGGAGCAGGAUGCUAAAGUUUGCAGCCCAGAGGCUGUGCGGCUUGGACCCUGCUCGGGGCUGCUUGUCGACUGGCUGGAGAUGCUGGACCCAGAGGUGGUGGGCAGCUGCCCCGACCUGCAGCAGCGGCUCCUGUUCUCCCGGAGCAAGGGUAAAGGUCACCCCGGCCCCCAGGUGCCAUCUUUCCGACCCUACCUCUUGGCCCUCCUCACUCACCAGUCCAACUGGUCCACCUUGCACCAGUGUAUCCGCAUCCUACUGGGCAGGAACCGGGAGCAGAGAACUCUGCUUACUUCUAGGUUUGACCCUUCAGCCUCUCUGGACUUCCUCUGGGCCUGCAUCCAUGUUCCUCGGAUCUGGCAGGGAAGGGACCAACGCACCCCUCAGAAGCGGCGGGAGGAACUGGUGCUGCGGGUCCAGGCUCCAGAGCUCACUGGCCUGGUGGAGCUGAUGUUGGCAGAGGCAGAGGCCAGGAGCCAGGACACGGACACUGCCGCUUGCAGCCUCCUCCAGGCCCGGCUGCCUUUGCUGCUUAGUUGCUGCCGUGGAGACGACGAGAGUAUCCGGAAGGUGACAGCACACCUGACAGGCUGCAUCCAGCAGCGGGGAGACAGUGUGCUGGGAAGGCACUGCCAAGACCUGCUCCUGCAACUCUACCUGCAGCGGCCCGAGCUCCGUGUGCCACUGCCUGAGGUCCUGCUGCAUGGGGAGGGGGCCACGGGCAGCAGCGUCUGUAAGCUGGACGGCCUUAUUCACCGCUUCAUCACCCUCCUCGCGGACACCAGUGACUCCCGGUCAUCAGAGAACCGAGUAGCAGACGCCAACAUGGCCUGUCGGAAGCUGGCUGUGGCCCACCCUAUCCUGCUGCUCAGGCACUUGCCCAUGAUCGCUGCACUCCUGCAUGGCCGUACCCACCUCAACUUCCAGGAGUUUCGGCAGCAGAAUCACCUGACCUUCUUCCUGCAUGUGCUGGGUGUCCUGGAGCUACUGCAGCCGCAGGUGUUCCAGAGCGAGCACCAGGGGGCGCUGUGGGACUGUCUGCUGUCCUUCAUCCGCCUGCUGGUGAACUACAGGAAGUCCUCCCGUCUUCUGGCUCCCUUCAUCAGCAAGUUCGUGCAGUUCACUCACAAGUAUAUCACUUGCAACGCCCCUGCGGCUGUCUCCUUCCUGCAGAAGCACUCCGAUGCACUCCAUGACCUGUCCUUUGACAGCAGUGACCUGGUGAUGUUGAAGUCCCUUCUUGCUGGGCUGAGCCUUCCCAGCAGGGAUGGCAGGACCGACAGAGGCCUGGAUGAGGAGGGCGAGGAUGAGAGUUCGACUGGCUCCCUCCCUCUGGUCAGUGUCUCUCUGUUCACCCCUCUGACUGCAGCUGAGAUGGCCCCCUACAUGAAGAGGCUGUCCCGGGGCCAGACUGUUGAGGAUCUGCUGGAGGUUCUGAGCGACAUAGAUGAGAUGUCCCGGCGGAGACCUGAGAUCCUGGGCUUCUUCUCGACCAACCUGCAGCGCCUCAUGAGCUCAGCCGAGGAGUCCUGCCGCAACCUGGCCUUCAACCUGGCCCUGCGCUCCAUCCAAAACAAUCCCAGCAUCGCUGCCGACUUCUUGCCCACAUUCAUGUACUGCCUGGGUAGCCGGGACUUCGAAGUGGUGCAGACAGCCCUCCGGAACCUGCCAGAGUACACCCUUCUCUGCCAAGAGCACGCGGCGGUGUUGCUACACCGGGCCUUCCUGGUGGGCAUGUACGGCCAGGUGGACACCAGCGCCCAGAUCUCCGAGGCCCUGAGGGUCCUGCACAUGGAAGCUGUGAUGUGAGCCCUCAUAGCCUGACUACGCACCAGCCCAAUCCCUCAGCUGACCCACUUGGUCCCUGGGACAGCCCAGGAGGCUGUGGCCACUGGUGGUCUCCAAGAGGAGGGACGGGUGCCCAGUGACCUGAAGACUGGAUGGGGAAGCACUCAGCCCAUGACCAGUGGCUCUGAGUCAGUAGCUGGCAUGGGGCAUGCCCGUUUGUCACCCUGCUUGCAAAGUAACAGGUGACACAUCCUGGCUAGGAAUACUCAUGUCCCGGAUGUUGUGUUAAAGGACUGAUCAUAAAUGAAAGUUUAUCUUGACUGCCUGUGUGGUUUGCCUCCCAAGGUACUGGGAGUGAGUGGGGCCCUGGAGGUGGACACCUGUCCUGAUGGGCAUAUGGGGAGUCCAUGUGGAGCCGGCCUGUGCACGUGAUCUCAGCCCCUCCUA